Molecule: messenger RNA, 258 nt
Organism: Monoraphidium neglectum
Lineage: Eukaryota; Viridiplantae; Chlorophyta; Chlorophyceae; Sphaeropleales; Selenastraceae
Exons: 3
Coding region: 1-258 (85 amino acids)
Source: RefSeq, a predicted model, not a curated record
AUGUUCCCCCACCUGAGCCAGCGCCUGUUCGCGGGGCGCAGCGCGGCCGUCGUGCAGCGUGGCCUGGCUGUGAUGGGCUUCACUUUCUUUGUGGUCCAGCUCAGCAGCAUGGUCACCGGAUGGGUGGCCAUCUCCGCCCUGGCUGGCACCGUGGGCAAGGGCGAGUCCGCCUUCAGCAAGAUGCUCAUCCUCAUUUCCAGCCACGGCACCGGCCAGGCCGUCCUCGCGCGGGCAUACGCAGAGCGGCGCACCUUUUGA